AUGAAUGCACCGUCAUCGGAUCAGUUGUCAUCAAGUCGAUUUACCAAGAAAAAUGGGAAACUGGUGGAAGCAGUCCGGCUACUGGAGGGGGCUGCCCGUAAGAAUAAUUCAGAUGCUACAUUUCUCCUUGCCGAAAUGAAUUUUUACGGAAAUUAUACCCACCCACGCGACUUUUCAAAGGCCUUCCGAUAUUACGAUGCGUUGGCGACCUUGACUGGAAACAGUACUGCGCAAUACAUGCUCGGGUUCAUGUAUGCAACUGGAAUCGGCGGGGUUGUGGAACGAGAUCAGGGCAAGGCGCUUCUGUACCACACGUUUGCUGCCAGGGGUGGCAAUACUAGGUCACAGAUGACGCUGGCAUACCGAAGAUACAUAGGAAUUGGAGCUGCUCCGGAUUGCGAUCAAGCGGUAUAUUGGUACAAGAAGGUGGCCGAUAAGGCGAUUGCAUGGUAUAGAUCCGGUCCACCCGGCGGCAUUAAUUGGCGUCGAGAGGCCUUCCGUUGGGCUGAUGAGGAAGGUGGCGUGUAUGGUGAGGGAGCCAGUGUGUCUAGUGCUGGUUACAACGCGAUGAGGGAUGUCCAUUCCAGUGCCGAUGCGAGCCUGGAUGAUGUGCUGGAGUAUCUUGAUCUCAUGGCUAAGAAAGGUGAUACUAAAGCUACCUUUGGCCUUGGGAAGCUCUAUUAUGAAGGAUCACGCCAGCUGGAAAGGAGCUACAAGAAGGCCAUGAUGUAUUUCGUGGUAGUUGCAAGGAAAUACUGGACCAAGGACGGCUCUAUCAACCCAAGCCACCCACCAGGCAUUGACAAGAUCGCUGCUCAGUCCGCCGCCCAUAUUGGCCUGAUGUUCCUUCGUGGAGAGGGCACAGAGCAGAAUUUCCAAAAGGCCAAAGUCUGGUUUACACGAGGAAGAGCAAACGGCGAUGCAAUGUGCCAGCAUUAUCUAGGGCUGAUGUACUUGCAUGGCUAUGGCGUCGAACAGGAUGUAAUGAAGGCCGCUUCAUACUUUAAAGCUGCUGCGGAACAGGACAAUUACUACUCCAAAACGCGGCUUGGAGCGCUGUUUCUUGAUCAGGGUGACGUUGUCACAGCCUCGAUAUAUUUCGAAGCAGCUGCUAGGCAUGGGGGUAUGGAAGCCCUCUAUUACCUCGCUGGAAUUGCAGACCGGGGCCUUGGCGGACAGCGCCAUUGUGGAGUUGCCACAGCGUACUACAAGAUAGUCUCCGAAAAGGCCGAAGGCAUUCACUCCGCUUUUGCCGAAGCGAAUGAUGCCUAUGAGAUUGGAGACAAGGAGCUAGCUAUGAUUAUCUCCACUAUGGCAGCCGAACAAGGGUAUGAGAGCGCUCAAGCAAAUGUUGCAUACCUUCUCGACGAGAAACGAUCUGUUUUAUCCCUUGAUCCGAUUCUUCCAUGGAUAAGGGGUGGUCGUUCGUCCUUAUUGCGUAACGCAGCGUUGGGGUUCAUAUACUGGGCCCGCUCUGCUAAACAAGCCAAUAUAGACUCAAUGGUGAAACUAGGAGAUUACUACUUUGAAGGCUAUGGCACAAAGAAAGACGUUUCUAGAGCGCUCACCUGCUAUCAUUCCGCAGCUGAAGGCCACAGUGCCCAAGCAUUUUGGAAUCUUGGCUGGAUGUAUGAGAACGGCCUUCAUGUUGAGCAGGACUUCCCCAUGGCCAAGCGGUAUUAUGACCUUGCCUUGGAAACGAACCAAGAGGCAUAUUUCCCGGUCACACUCAGCCUUCUUCGACUGCGUGCUAGGAAUUUCUGGAAUAAGGUGAUACGAGGGAAGGCCAAUACAAUCAAUGCAGAACCAGGUAUGAUUCUACUUCCAUUUCCCAAUAGUCACUGGGCAUGGCUAAUGAGUACUAGAUGUAAAUACCCCACGGACAUUUAA
Molecule: messenger RNA, 1890 nt
Organism: Trichophyton rubrum CBS 118892
Lineage: Eukaryota; Fungi; Ascomycota; Eurotiomycetes; Onygenales; Arthrodermataceae
Exons: 1
Coding region: 1-1890 (629 amino acids)
Biological process (GO): ERAD pathway
Cellular component (GO): endoplasmic reticulum membrane
Molecular function (GO): protein binding
Source: RefSeq, a predicted model, not a curated record